AUGGAGGCAGAGGAGAUCCUGGCAGAGGCCGGGAGCAAGGAGGCUGCAAGCAUAGUGGCUAGCCUAGGUGCGUUGGAUGUGCUGGAGGUGUUUUCACCUCAGCGUGUGACAAAGGAGCUGAAGCGGUUCGGCAUGCGUGACGGAGCGGCGGUGGACCUAGAGGAGAUGAAGCCAGAUGGGUCAGAGAGGUGGAACCUCGACAGGCCAGAAGAUCAGAAGGAGGUGCUGGAGAUGAUUCAGGUGGAGGAGCCGUGGCUCCUGACGAGCUCACCGCCGUGCACUACGUUUAGCCCACUGAGGAACGUGUCCAAUGGCAAGAGGGACCCGGGCGUGGUGCAAGAGGAGGAGGAGCUUGGUAAGGCAAGGAUGAGGACCGCGAUGAAGGCGUGUGUGAGAAUGUCCUACAAGGUCGAGAAGUGCAUCGGCAUGUUCAUCUGGUGGGAGGUCUACCCCAAGGAGCUGGUGGAGGCAAUUCUACGUGGCCUGAGGAAAGAGCUACGAGAGAGGGGAGAGAUCAGUGCGGUGGAGGAGCAGUUGUCAGGCCCGACACCGGAUGAGUACGUCGAGCAGGAAGAGCUCUACAAGGAGGAGUUCGGCCAGUUUGUGGAUGAUGUGACCGGUACGGAGUUGCCGGCACACCUGGUGAAGGCGGCGCGAAAGGAGGAGCUAGGCUGGCUCCACAAGGAGGGCGUCUACGUGAAGGUCCCAAGGAGGAUCUGUGAAGGGAAGGGCAUGAAGCCCUUGCAGUUGAAGUGGCUGGACAUCAACAAGGGAGACGCGACCCAGGUGAAGGUCAGGAGCAGAUUGGUGGCGAAAGAAGUGUUCCAGGGCGACUACAUCGGCUGGUUGAAGGAGCAUGGUGCAGAGUUUUGUGCACUGUGCCCCGCAAUCUUCAAGAUAGCGGAGAGAAGGUUGAUUGGCCUGGUCCAUGGGGACGACUUCAUGGUGAAGGGCAACGGGGCCAACUUGCAGUGGUUGGACGGCGUGCUGAACACGCGCUACACGGCAAGGCUGGAGGCCAUGCUUGGCCGGGGCGCGGAAGAUGACAAAGAGAUGUUCUUCUUGAACAGGAAGAUCCGCUUCAAGCUGGAUGAUGCGGCGAGGUGGAAAUUGGAGUUGGAGGCGGAUGCAAGGCACGCGGAGAUAGUGAUGCGCUACUUCGGGUUCAAUGAGAAGACCAAGGGCGUGGACAUCCCGGAGGAGAAGAUGCGGGACGCCGAGAGAGUUGCUGAGGAGCGCCUGCCAGAGCUGGAUGCCGAGCAGGCGGUGGACUAUAGGAGCAUGGUGAUGCGCCUGGCUUAUCUGAGCCAGGACCGCCCUGAUUUGGGGCAUGCGGUAAAGGUGCUGAGUUCGGCAAUGAGGUCGCCGAAGCAAGGGGACAUGCAGCGGCUGAAGCGCGUGGCGAGGUACUUGGUGAAGGUUCCCUACCUCAAGAAGAUCUUCAAGCAGCAGCCUAUGAGAGAAAUGGAGGUCCGAGCUUGGUCGGACAGUGAUUGGGCUGGUGAUCCGUUGACACGGAAGUCGGUGACGGGGGCGGUGAUCAAGAACGGUGGCCACACCCUCAUGGUGCGCGGUGUGACACAGAAGAUCGUUGCGCUGAGCAGCUGCGAGAGCGAGUACUAUGGAAUGUGUCGGACGGCCACUUUGGCCGAGUUCGUGAGGAACGUGAUGGCCUUCUACAUGGGUGAGAAGGUGCCGGUGGUGAAGAUGCUGGUGGAUAGCUCCGCGGCGAAAGCCAUGACGGAGCGGAGAGGCGUCGGGAAGACGCGGCAUGUGCAAGCCCGGUACUUGUGGCUGCAGGACCGGGUGGCGGAGAAGGCGCUCAGGGUGGAGAAGACGCCUGGAGCGGUGAACGAUGCGGACGUGGUGACGAAGGUCCUGUCGGGUGGCGUCAUGAGAGGCCAUUUGACCCGAAUGGGAUUCGAGGCCAGUGACAACAAGGGUCACAAGGCCUUGUUCUUUUAG
Effrenium voratum is the source of this 1965-nucleotide messenger RNA. The record is from the annotation of a GenBank genome assembly. Lineage: Eukaryota; Dinophyceae; Suessiales; Symbiodiniaceae.